GACCGCCCCCCAAGGGAAAUGUCUGACACUCACAACAGCCCUCUCCUGGCAGAGCCUCUUUCCAGCAGAUACAAACUCUAUGAGUCAGAGUUUACCAGCCCGAGCUGGCCCUCAAGCCCCCAGGAUACACACCCGGCCCUACCCCUCCUGGAGAUGCCUGAGGAGAAGGAUCUCCGGUCAUCCAAUGAAGACAGCCAUAUUGUGAAAAUGGAAAAACCCAGUGAAAGGAGUAAAAGGAGAGAAAGUGGGGUAGCCCAUCGGGGCUCUGCAGGCUUGGGGGGCAUCAGCCUCUUCCAAGCAGUGGGCUACCUCACAGGGGAGAUGAAGGAGUACAGGUGCUGGCUGAAAGAUAAGCCCCUGGCCCUCCAGUUCACGGACUGGGUCCUGAGGGGGACCGCUCAGGUGAUGUUUGUCAACAACCCUCUUAGUGGACUCAUCAUCUUCAUAGGACUCCUGAUCCAGAAUCCCUGGUGGACGAUUACUGGGGGUCUAGGGGCCGUGGUCUCAACCUUAACUGCCCUCGCCUUGAACCAGGACAGGUCUGCCAUCGCCUCCGGCCUCCAUGGGUACAAUGGGAUGCUGGUGGGACAGCUCAUGGCCGUGUUCUCCGAGAAGUGGGACUACUACUGGUGGCUUCUCUUCCCUGUGACCUUCACAGCCAUGACCUGCCCACUUCUUUCCAGUGCCUUGACUUCCAUCUUCAGCAGGUGGGACCUCCCGGUCUUCACGUUGCCCUUCAACAUGGCAGUGACCCUGUACCUGGCAGCCACCGGCCACUACAACCUAUUCUUCCCCACAACGCUGGUGGAGCCCGUGUCUUCGGUGCCCAACAUCACCUGGACAGAGAUGGAGAUGCACUUGCUGCUACAAGCCAUCCCCAUCGGGGUCGGCCAGGUGUAUGGCUGCGACAAUCCCUGGGCAGGCGGUGUGUUCCUGGUGGCUCUGUUCAUCUCCUCGCCACUCAUCUGCCUGCAUGCCGCCAUUGGCUCCAUCGUGGGGAUGCUGGCAGCCCUGACGGUGGCCACGCCCUUCAAGACGAUCUACAUGGGCCUCUGGAGCUACAACUGUGUCCUCUCCUGCAUUGCCAUCGGGGGCGUGUUCUACGCCCUCACCUGGCAGACCCACCUGCUGGCCCUCGUCUGUGCCCUGUUCUGUGCAUACAUGGGAGCAGCCCUCUCCAACAUAAUGUCGGUGGUUGGUGUGCCACCAGGCACCUGGGCCUUCUGCCUCUCCACCCUCACCUUCCUGCUCCUGACAACCAGCAACCCUGCCAUCUACAAGCUUCCGCUCAGCAAAGUCACCUACCCGGAGGCCAACCGCAUCUACUACCUGAAAGUGAAGAGCAGUGAAGAAGAGAAGUCCCCCAGCGGUGGUGGUAGGGAGCAGCCAGCCACAGCAAACCCCAAGGCUGAUGAGGGCUCGGAGGCUCUGCCCCCCAAGCCCAGGAGCGUGUUCCACAUUGAGUGGUCAUCCAUUCGGAGGAGGAGCAAAGUGUUUGGAAAAGGCGAACACCAGGAGAGACAAACGGAAGACCCUUUCCCCUAUCAGUACCGGAAGCCUGCGGUUGAGCUGCUGGAUCUGGACACCAUGGAGGACAGCGCUGAGAUGAAGGAGGAAGCCAGCACUUCCAAGGCUUCCUGGAUUCAGAGUCACGUGGCUGCCAGUGGGAAGAGGGUCAGCAGAGCCCUCAGUUACAUCACAGGGGAGAUGAAGGAGUGCGGUGAGGGGCUUAAAGACAAACCACAGGUGCUCCAGUUCAUUGACUGGGUUCUUCGGGGCAUAUCCCAAGUGGUGUUCGUCAGCAACCCCAUCAGUGGAAUCCUGAUUCUGGUGGGACUCCUGGUCCAGAAUCCCUGGUGGGCUCUCAAUGGCUGCGUGGGAACAGUGGUCUCCACACUGACAGCCCUACUGCUUGCUCAGGACAGGUCGGCGAUCGCCGCGGGACUCCAGGGUUACAAUGCCACGCUGCUGGGAAUCCUCAUGGCUGUCUUUUCAGACAAGGGCAACUAUUUCUGGUGGCUGUUAUUCCCUGUGUCUGCUAUGUCCAUGACUUGUCCAGUUUUCUCAAGCACGUUGAACUCCUUGUUCUGCAAAUGGGACCUCCCCGUCUUCACUCUGCCCUUCAACAUGGCGUUGUCAAUGUACCUAUCAGCCACAGGACAUUACAAUCCAUUCUUCCCAAGCAAAUUGUUCAGACCCAUAACCGCGGUUCCCAAUGUCACCUGGCCUGACCUCAGUGCCCUGCAGUUACUGAAAUCGCUGCCUGUGGGUGUUGGCCAGAUCUACGGCUGUGAUAACCCGUGGACGGGCGGCAUUUUCCUGUGCGCCCUUCUGCUCUCCUCCCCACUCCUGUGCCUGCAUGCUGCCAUGGGAUCGCUACUGGGCAUAGCGGCAGGACUCAGUGUUUCGGCGCCAUUCGAGAACAUCUACCUUGGACUCUGGGGUUUCAACAGCUCUCUGGCCUGCAUUGCAAUUGGAGGAAUGUUCAUGGCUCUCACCUGGCAAACCCACAUCCUGGCUCUUGCCUGUGCUCUGUUCACUGCCUACCUUGGAGUCAGCCUGUCCCACAUGAUGGCUGUGGCGGGAUUGCCGGCCUGCACCUGGCCCUUCUGUCUGGGCACACUGCUGUUCCUCCUGCUGACCACGGAAAAUGCCAACGUCUACAGGAUGCCUCUCAGCAAGGUCACUUAUCCUGAAGAAAACCGCAUCUUCUUCCUCCAGGCCAAGAAAAAAAGGAUGGUUGAAAGCCCUUUGUGAGGGCACCCCCACCCACGCGGCCAAGGUCCCAAGAGGGGCCUGGCUGACCGCCCCAGGUGACCCCCAGGGUCUCAGCAAACUGCUGUUUUUCACUGGUAACAACGUCCACACUAACCCAUUGGCAAUCUGUUCUUAGGCUCAUUUUUGUGGCUUUCUGUUAAACUCCAGGAACAUCCCCAAACAUGCGAGAGACACGUCCAGAUGGUCUGCCCUGGUGGGGCGUUGGUGCUAGACAUGUAAUCUAUUUACAAAUGCAAAUGCUCCAACAGAAAGGAGGCAUGAGACCAGAGCUCGUUAUUUAUUGAGACUCUUGGUGUCUGGUUGGCUACAUGACGUUCACAGUAUUAAAAAUGAAGCUCUACAAACCAACUACGCCUUCAGCGAACGGAAUUCAUGGUCACAAAAUCAAAGUCAACCCAGAAUUCUCCGAUAAGCGGCUUGACGGGUUUAAAAUGAAUACACGUUACGAGGGGCAGCUGUGGUGCCCCCGGCUUAUUCUCCAGCUGCUGGGCGGAAGGGCCUGGAUGCUGUCCUGUGUGUGUGUGACAUUCUCCUGCAGGAGAUGGUUGAUUCUUUCCAGGCUCACACAGCCGUAGGAGGGAGGAAGGGACCUUAUCAGUCAAAAUUAUUCUGUAGUGUUGUUUUUCUUAAACAUCGCAAAGGAUGUUUUAGAUAAAGUUUAUGAUCUUUCUCAUGAGAAUAGAUUUGUUUAAGGUAAAAUAAGAGAGGUUCCUGGCUUCACCAGUCCCUAGAUAUUAAAGAAAAGUUACAUUUUUAUACAAUACCCGGCAUAGCUAUUUUUCCCUUAAUCCCCAAGUUGAUUUCAUAAAUGCCAGGAAUGCAGAGAGCCAUGUCAUCAACCUCAAGUCCCUUUAAAACCACAUUUGUAACUCAUCUGAGGAUGUCUUGUAUCUAUCAAGACUGAAAGUGAAGUCAGAUUGGUUCUGGGUGCUUGGAAGUUGUUGAGCUUCUUACUUUAAAAAAAAAUUCAUAAUUUUCUGCAGGCUCAAAAUGUGCUCACUCAGAAACCUGACAAGAAAUACCAGUAAAGGGUUCUCCUCUUUUUCCUUGUUGUAAAUUUGAAGUUAUCAGUCCUAUAAACAUUCUAUAACCAAACAUGCAUAGGACGCCGUGGAAAGUUCCACUCACUACCUUCUCCUUCAGUCUGUAUCAAUUCAGUAUUUUGGAGGGAUUCAAAAAGAGAAACCGUGGAAGCCUAAAGGAUUUUUCCCCUUGGGGUUUGCGGUGCUCAGUGCAAAAUACACAGUUUGCUGCCUGAAUAAACAGAAGGGAAGGAAACCUACCAAUAUCUCGGGGAGGAGUCCACUUCUUCCUUUUCUCAGGAACACAAACAUUGUUCCAAUUUAACAACCCUGUAACUAAAGCCUUUUGAAACCCUGACUUUGCAACUGUCACAGAGUCAUGGGCAUUCCUGCGGAAAACCCAAAUUUUCAUUGUUCGAACGGAAAUCUCCCUUGUGAGGGAAUCUGUGAAAUAAGAUUUGGGAGGGGGGUGGAGGGGAAAGGACAAAAGCAAGCAGAAGCAAAGAUAACCAAGAGUGAAGCACGUGGGCCGUGGCUGAGUGGACCCGAGCCUGUAACGUGUCUUCGGGCCCAUCUUCACGAGGAGCUCUGGAGUGUUCUCCGUGCCUUUUCCUGGUGUGCUCACACAGGGGCGUAAAUGGGAACACUCGGAAGCCUUGUACAUUGUCUACUUUAAAUGCUAUUAAUUUUCUCACACUAUUUUUGUUACUAAGUAUUAUUCUGAAAUGAAGUAUUUUGUUAGUUUUCUUAGGGAUCACUUGUAUUCUUUCCUGUUGUCUGUAUAACCAGUUUCCAAUGAAGAAGGUGAACAAGAUUAUACUCACA
This is a messenger RNA of Ailuropoda melanoleuca (giant panda), 4625 nucleotides long. RefSeq names its product urea transporter 1. The record is from RefSeq and is a predicted model, not a curated record. The transcript has 19 exons. Gene Ontology annotation, cellular component: membrane. Gene Ontology annotation, molecular function: urea transmembrane transporter activity. NCBI's taxonomy places the organism in Eukaryota, Metazoa, Chordata, Mammalia, Carnivora, Ursidae. Gene Ontology annotation, biological process: urea transmembrane transport. Bases 19 to 2757 code for a protein of 912 amino acids.